Messenger RNA from Fraxinus pennsylvanica, 1521 nucleotides. The record is from the annotation of a GenBank genome assembly. Lineage: Eukaryota; Viridiplantae; Streptophyta; Magnoliopsida; Lamiales; Oleaceae.
AUGAAACUUACCCCUUCUUUUUCUCAAUGCUUACUUUCUCUUCUUUCUCUUUUUCUUGUUGCUUCAUUUGCAUCUGAAACUAGUGAUGACGCUCUUUUCCUUUCUUCCAAUCUGAAAUUCCCAAAACAACAGGCUGAGAAACUGAUUAAAGGGCUCAACUUAUUUCCAAAGCACGAUAUAAAUCAUCAUCGUGGGGAAGACUAUAAAUUUGGUGGAUCAAGAAUUGUCGAAAAGCGAUUUGAAUUCCCUUAUCUUGGAGAUUCUGGGGCUUCUGUUCAAGACUUGGGUCACCAUGCUGGAUAUUAUCGGCUUCCUCACACUAAAGAUGCCAGGAUGUUCUACUUCUUCUUUGAAUCAAGGAAUGCUAAGAGUGAUCCUGUUGUUAUAUGGCUAACUGGAGGACCGGGGUGCAGCAGUGAAUUGGCCUUGUUUUAUGAAAAUGGCCCCUUCCAUAUAACAAGCAACCUAUCUCUUCAAUGGAAUGAUUUUGGAUGGGAUAAGGUAUCAAAUCUUAUAUAUGUCGAUCAGCCAACAGGAACAGGUUUUAGCUACAGUUCUGAUGAUGAUGAUAUACGCCAUGGUGAGGAUGGUGUUAGCAAUGAUCUUUAUGACUUCUUGCAGGCCUUUUUCAAGGAGCAUCCACGGUAUGCAAAUAAUGAUUUUUACAUAACUGGAGAAUCAUAUGCUGGGCACUACAUUCCUGCUUUUGCUGCUCGAGUUCAUCUAGGAAACAAGAACAAAGAAGGAAUUCAUAUCAACCUAAAAGGAUUUGCUAUCGGAAAUGGGCUUACUAAUCCGGAAAUUCAGUAUAAAGCAUACACCGAUUAUGCUUUGGACAUGAAAUUGAUUAAACAAUCUGAUUACAACAGCAUGAGCAAGUCAGUUUCACAAUGUCAACAGGCAAUCAAGAUUUGCGGAGUUGAUGGGGGAAAUUCUUGUGUGGCUGCAUACAUGAUUUGUAACGCCAUAUUCAACAGGAUAGUGGGAAUUGCUGGUGGUGUAAAUUACUAUGACAUCCGAAAAAAGUGUGAAGGUGACUUGUGCUAUGACUUCUCCAGCAUGGAUACUUUUCUGAACAAGAAAUCCGUCAGAGAUGCUCUUGGUGUCGGGGACAUAGAUUUCGUUUCAUGUAGUUCUGCAGUGUAUGAUGCAAUGGUGACAGACUGGAUGAGAAAUCUUGAAGUCGGCAUUCCUACACUUUUGGAGGAUGGAAUCAAAUUACUUGUAUAUGCCGGAGAGUAUGAUCUGAUAUGCAACUGGCUAGGGAAUUCGAGAUGGGUUCAUGAUAUGGAAUGGUCAGGACAGAGAGAAUUUGUAGCAGCUCCCACUACUCCAUUUUCAGUCGAUGGCGUAGAGGCUGGAUUGCAGAAAGGCCAUGGAACUCUGACCUUCCUCAAGGUUCAUAAUGCCGGCCAUAUGGUUCCGAUGGAUCAGCCAAAAGCAUCACUAGAAAUGUUAAAGAGAUGGAUGCAAGGAAAACUUCCAUUGACACGGGCUGAUGGUCACCUUGCUCCUAUGUGA